Messenger RNA from Neoarius graeffei (lesser salmon catfish), 482 nucleotides. RefSeq names its product parvalbumin-2-like. NCBI's taxonomy places the organism in Eukaryota, Metazoa, Chordata, Actinopteri, Siluriformes, Ariidae. The transcript is spliced from 6 exons. The record is from RefSeq and is a predicted model, not a curated record. Gene Ontology annotation, molecular function: calcium ion binding. The coding region runs from base 12 to 446 and encodes 144 amino acids. Gene Ontology annotation, cellular component: nucleus; cytoplasm.
CCCAGCUGACUAUGGGCGAGAGGCGGCGUACACCCUGGGUUCAUAGUGUCACAGUGGGUAACAAGGAGGACAGCAGCUUUGAAGAGACACUUAUCCAGCAUCUGAAGGAGGAAACAAGCAUGGCAUUUGCAGGGAUAUUGAAAGAAGAGGACAUCGUUGCAGCAGUCCAGGCUUGUCAAGAUCCAGGCACAUUCUCUCAGAAGUCCUUCUUUGAACACGUAGGGCUCCUUGGAAAAUCAAAUGUCGAUGGUCAGAAGGUAUUCAACGUCCUCGACCAAGACAAGAGUGGAUUUAUUGAGAAAGAAGAGCUCAAACUGUUUCUCCAGAACUUUGUGGCAGGAGCCAGAGAGCUGACAGACAUUGAGACCAAAGCUUUCCUGGCUGCUGGAGACCAUGACGGAGAUGGCAAAAUUGGGAUGCAAGAAUUCUGUGUGCUGCUAAACUGAAACUAUGAUAUAUCUACUGUACUGAUGCUGAGGACC